This is a messenger RNA of Cebus imitator (Panamanian white-faced capuchin), 1609 nucleotides long. RefSeq names its product mitochondrial ribosomal protein S22 (gene MRPS22). The record is from RefSeq and is a predicted model, not a curated record. NCBI's taxonomy places the organism in Eukaryota, Metazoa, Chordata, Mammalia, Primates, Cebidae. The coding region runs from base 360 to 1508 and encodes 382 amino acids. The transcript has 10 exons. Gene Ontology annotation, molecular function: structural constituent of ribosome. Gene Ontology annotation, cellular component: mitochondrial small ribosomal subunit.
CCUCCUCCUGGGCGGCGACCUCUGGGACAGACGCGCAGAAUUCCUGCUCGACGACGACGUCCUCCCUGAGAGCGCCCAGGAAAACAUCCGCUACUAGGAAGGCAGACAAGUCGCCCUGCGCUCCUGAGCGUUCGUCGACGGAGCUUAGGAGGACCUCGGGGAUCAGGAAGAGGGUGUGUCCACCGAGAGACACUCGCAUGAUCGACGUGGGCGCGGGCACCAGCACCAGGUUGUCGUCGUUCAGGGACACCUUCAGGGAACUGCCCGCGGCCAGGACCAUCACGAAGCACUUCGAAUACAUCAUCCCACUGUCUCCUGGUGGGCCAGGUUUGGCCUUAUGGGGGUUGCCUUGUAUAUGAAUGCUGCAAGAAACUGGGCGUGACUCGGAAAUUUCUCUCAUCCACUUCCGGUGCACUCUGAUAAUCAUGGCACCUCUAAGAAGCACUGCGUUGUUGUGGAGCCUCUUGAGAGGUUCUCGGGGCGUGGAGUGGGUCUGUUUCCGGGACCGAAUCGAGCCCCGGCCUUGUGGCCUGCUCCAAGCACUACCUUCCUCUUUCGAGGCCGGGCUGCCACGCCGCUGGCUCAGCUCCGAGGCCGCAGAAUCUGGUAGCCCAGAGACCAAGAAACCUACAUUUAUGGAUGAAGAAGUUCAAAGCAUACUCACGAAAAUGACAGGCUUGAACUUGCAGAAGACUUUUAAGCCAGCUAUUCAAGAACUGAAACCACCAACCUAUAAGCUAAUGACUCAGGCACAGUUGGAAGAGGCUACAAGACAGGCAGUUGAGGCAGCUAAAGUAAAAUUAAAAAUGCCACCAGUUCUGGAAGAGCGAGUACCAAUAAAUGAUGUGUUAGCUGAAGAUAAGAUUUUGGAAGGAACAGAAACAGCCAAAUAUGUGUUUACUGAUAUAUCAUAUAGCAUACCACACCGGGAGCGUUUUAUUGUCGUCAGAGAACCAAGUGGCACACUACGCAAAGCCUCUUGGGAAGAACGGGACCGAAUGAUACAAAUUUAUUUCCCAAAAGAAGGUCGUAAAGUUUUGACACCAGUAAUUUUCAAGGAAGAAAAUAUUACGACUAUGUAUAGCCAGGACAGGCAUGUUGAUGUCCUCAAUUUCUGCUUUGCCCAGUUUGAGCCAGAUUCUGCAGAUUAUAUCAAGGUUCAUCACCUGACCUACGAAGAUAUAGAUAAACAUGGAAAAUACGACCUUUUACGUUCAACAAGAUACUUUGGUGGAAUGGUGUGGUAUUUAGUCAAUAAUAAAAGGAUUGAUGGUUUGCUGAUUGACCAGAUUCAGAGAGAUUUAAUCGAUGAUGCCAUCAGCUUGGUUCGGCUGUAUCACAUACUCCAUCCAGACGGCCAGUCGGCUCAAGAGGCCAAGGAUCAGGCUGCUGAGGGAAUAAAUUUAAUUAAGGUCUUUGCAAAAACAGAAGCACAGAAGGGAGCAUAUAUAGAACUAACACUGCAAACUUAUCAUCAAGAAACACUCAGCCAUUCUGCAGCUUCCUGAAAAUAUUUUUAAAAUACAUUUAUUUUACUAAAUACUGACUACACUUGUCUGUUAAUAUUGAGCUAAAUAUUAAAAACGGUGAGAUUAAAAGGUACCAAUUU